Molecule: messenger RNA, 1291 nt
Organism: Leptopilina boulardi
Lineage: Eukaryota; Metazoa; Arthropoda; Insecta; Hymenoptera; Figitidae
Exons: 6
Source: RefSeq, a predicted model, not a curated record
AUGGCAAGCAAUAUUCGGAAACCUAUUCGUCACAAGCAAAAGGCAAUAUUGUCGGGUUUGGAGACAUAUCGUGAUCCUUGGACGGGAACUAUCGUGAGGAUGUUUUCAAUUGCUGGCCUCGGUACUUUAAUGGGAAUUACUAUUUUAUUGAUUGGAAUCUUUGCUUUUGGAUAUUUUGAAAAUAAUGAUAUUGGUACAUAUUUGACUAACUUAAAUGCAGGAGUAAUAAUGGGAAUUGUACUAAGUUUCACGAUGAUAUAUAGUGAAAAAAUAGUUUACACAGACUUCACGAUAAAGAAAUUAAUCUUCGUAUCCCCUGUGAUUAGUAUUGUUUUCAUUAUGGGACUUAUUCUUGCUCCAUUAGCAAUGUCAACAUUAUUGUCACGAUUUGAAAUUCAAGCUAAUCUUUUAGCUAUAAUGUCAACGUUGUAUCCAACUCUCAUCAUUAUUGGAUUUUUAAAAGCAUCUGGUGACUCUAAAAAAGCACAUCGUCUCUUUCAAAUGUGGAUGAAUUUCCAAUUCGUGAGAUUCCGCUAUCAAAUUUUAUACGCUGCAAUUGUGUUGUACCAUAAAAUGAUAGCUUUCACAAUUAAAAAAUUUCGGCCACCUUCUAAUAAUGAACUUUAUGAGUUAAUAAGGACAACAGAACAAAUAAAGCAUCAUAAAGAAGAAAUAAACCAAUUAAUUUCAGAAAUAGAUUGUCAUUAUGAUUUUACUACAAAUUGUAAUAUAGACUUCCUGAUUCACAUGGAAUUAAUGCUCCUAACAGAACCUGUUCAAGAUUCAUUGGAAAAUGUGAUAAAGAACGAACAAAUUCGCAUGAAUAACCUUCUGCAAGGUUACAUACAAGGAGAAUUUAUGCGGAAAAUGGAUAUCGAAAGAGACCUAAAGAUUCGUGAAGCUAUUAGAAAAUUGGAAAAUGGAUGCACAAAAGUUCUGCUCAUGAAUAUAGUUCUGGUCGUAAUCCUAGAAGAACCAACUGGGCAUCAUGUUGUGAAGACCUCAGAGACUCCAUGGAAUGCUUUCCUACUUGUUAUGGUACAGAAGAGAAUAAGGCUACCUAACGGACAUUUCGCCUGUGACAGAGCUGAAUGUGUGAGGCAUCUUGUACGGGGGUCUGCUGUAAUCACUUACGCAAUGAUUUAUCUUGAAAAAGGAAAAUCAGACAAAAGAAUUAAUGUUUAUGUCGAUAGUCAAGCGGCUAUAAACGCCUUGAGUAAUCCGACUACAGAAUCAAAACAAGUUCCCACACACCACAAAAGCUUACUACAAGUUUACAUCAGACUUUCAU